This is a messenger RNA of Sordaria macrospora k-hell, 741 nucleotides long. RefSeq lists its product as uncharacterized. The record is from RefSeq and is a predicted model, not a curated record. Lineage: Eukaryota; Fungi; Ascomycota; Sordariomycetes; Sordariales; Sordariaceae.
AUGUCGUCCUCUAGGUCCAGUAGGUCCAGCCACAGCGGCAGCACUCGCUCAAGCGGUAGCCGUUCCACCACUAGCAGUCGUCCAUCUCAGCAAUCCCUCACCCUCCUCACCCACCUCCAAACCAACCCACCAACCACUCUCUCCGCCCUCCUCCACCUCGAACGCACCAUUACCGACCCCUCCCAAAUUCCCUCCUCCGACGUCUCCCUUUUCCAAAGUCCCAUGACCUCUGCCUUUGAGAAUUACGUCGUCACCACGCAAUCCCUUCUCGUCGAACUCCGCGGAUUGACCACCAAUUACCCUUUCUCCGCGCAAAUCAUCCCACUCGCUGUCCAGUUUGUCAGGGCAGACCCGGACAGCGACAGAAGUUGGAACUUGGCUUGGUUGGUGCUUAACAAGAUUUUGAGCGAGGGAUUGGUGGAGAGUGUGAGUUGGGAAGAGGCGGGUUGGGAGGGAUAUUGGGGGAAUAGGCUGCCGAGUGAGGCUGAGAGGGGGAUGUUGGCGGGGGAGAUGGCACGGGAGUGGAAGGAGGCGGUGGAACGGUUGGUUGGGUGCUGGGGGGGGGAGGAGGCCGGAGUGGUAUUAAUCCGGCACAUGCCGAGGGUGACCGGGUUCGGAUCCGUGUCCGGGGCGGGUUCGGGUGAGGUGGGGACGGAACCGAAUCCGGAUCCGGAUCCGGAAGUAGUGUGGGGUUGGACCGGAGCGGGCCGGGCGGGGUCGGUUGUCGAUAUUCGCCAAUGA